AUGGACGCUGCAACUCGACAGAUCAGCAAACUCAGUAUCGACAAGAAGACACCGUCAUCUGCGCGCGCGAGACGUCCCAAGCAUGGACGGUUGCAGUUGACAGAGAGAGACAAGGCGGAUGCCCGUGAAUUCAGCCGUCGUCUCUCACAGAAGUAUAUGCUUGAGCAUGAGCCAUGGCGUGGCCCUAGUCUUUCAGCCGAAUACACUCGUGGUCCGCAUAGCAGCCCUCCCAUUCUCUUCUUCGGCAUCGGGUUCAAGUUGACCGUUGAAGACCUGCUCCCCGUUUCCCAAAGUCUGGGCGCUGCCGUAUUCCAUGACGAGAACCAUCCAGACUAUCUUUACGGCCUUUUCACAGGCAUUUGGUUUGCCCUGAGCGACAAGCUGGAAAACAAGUUAGACUGGCCACUCCUGAGCCGGCAAGUCAUGUCUUCGCAAGCAGACCACGUCCUCGCCCUCGAAGACAACAACCUACGACUCCUGAUGGCUGGCACCUCUCCGGAUGACCCUGACCGCUGGGACUCUAUAAACUGGAGGCCUUUGGAAGGCAUGGCGCGGAUGCUUCGUGAGCUGACGGGUAGGACGUGUAAAUGGUAUAUAGGCAGUGAUGUCUGGAACCCCGAGUGGGAGACCUGUGCUUACAACGCCCGCUGGGUUAAGCUGCUUCGGCGCACUGGCGGUUGAUCAUUCCCUGUUGGUAUCAUCAUGUGUGGCGUCCUUGUCUAGUGCCAAAUGUAUAACAUAAAG
This is a messenger RNA of Coniophora puteana RWD-64-598 SS2, 744 nucleotides long. RefSeq lists its product as uncharacterized. The record is from RefSeq and is a predicted model, not a curated record. NCBI's taxonomy places the organism in Eukaryota, Fungi, Basidiomycota, Agaricomycetes, Boletales, Coniophoraceae. The transcript has 2 exons. Bases 1 to 681 code for a protein of 226 amino acids.